This is a messenger RNA of Panicum virgatum (switchgrass), 2055 nucleotides long. Its product is annotated as zinc finger CCCH domain-containing protein 18-like. The coding region runs from base 354 to 1640 and encodes 428 amino acids. NCBI's taxonomy places the organism in Eukaryota, Viridiplantae, Streptophyta, Magnoliopsida, Poales, Poaceae. The transcript has a single exon. The record is from RefSeq and is a predicted model, not a curated record.
AGAGAGAGAGAGAAAGAGAGAGGGGGGGAGGGGAGUACCAUUACCACCACCUACCCUCCUGUCAAAAAUAUUAACCACGGAUUGAGCCCCGGCUGUUUAACCCCUCACCCCAAACGCUGGAUUAGCCACGUGGCCGCGUGCCAGUGGCCGGACCGGCGACAGGACCCACGCGUCAGGAAAUUUACCGUGCCCGGCUAUAUAACCGCGCGGCACUUUACCGGGGGUUACCCCCUGUCCCUGUCGCCUCCUCACGUUUUAUCGCCCCGCGCCGCGCCCCCCGGUCAAGUACACUACCCGAGUGUACGCUGUCUGCCGUGCCGCCCGCCGUUGGAUGCGCCUCGCCGCCGCCGGCAAUGGCCUCCGCCGUCGCUAGCAACGUGCACGCGGGACCCGCCGCCGCGGGAGCCAUGUCGUUCGGGUGGCUCGGCCCGCGCCUGUCGUUCGGCGGCGGCCGCGACGCCCUCGCGUCGGUCGUGGAGGUGGAGGAGCCCAAGGCCGAGCCGGCGAUCUCCAAGGACUUCAUCGACUUCGAGUUCAGCCUCGGGGGGUCGGCCACCAUGCUGCCGGCCGACGAGCUGUUCGCCAACGGGAAGCUGCUCCCUCUCAGGCCGCAGGCUGCCGCGGGGAAGGCGGCGGCGGCGGCGGCGGAGGGGGACCGGGAGGUGGAGCGGGAGAGGGAGCGGCGGGACACGGCGCUGGUCGCGGAGAUCCCGCCGUCCACGCCGGAGCGGGUCAAGGCGCUGCAUCCCGCGGCGGCCGAGGCGGCGCUCGACCCGUACGUGUUCUCGCCCAAGGCGCCGACGUGCUCCAGCCGGUGGCGGGAGCUGCUGCGGCUCAGGAAGGUGCAGACGCCGCAGAAGCCGUCCCUGUCCGCGUCGCCCGCGCCUCCUGCUACCGCGGCGACCCCGUCGAGGGCGUCCAACUCCUCCGCGGCCAGGUCGCUGAAGCUCCUCCUCCUGCAGCGGAACGGCGGCGGCCGCGCGUCGGGCGCCGCCGCGUCGGACCUCUCUGCGGCGCCGCUCCUCCGCGACAGCUCCGACUCGGAGGCGUCGCUCUCCCUCGCCUCCUCCCGCUUCUCGCUCUCGUCGUCCUCCUCCUCCUCCGCCCACGACCACGACGACUUCCCGCGCCACUCGCUCGACUCCGUCGACCCCACCCCGCGCCCCCGCAUCCGCCUCGUCCGCUCCCGCCCCCAGGCGGCGCCCCAGCCGCACGCACCCACCGCCGUCGCCGCGGCCUCCGCGCCCCCGCGCGCCGGCCACAGCCCCGCCCGCCGCUGCCUCUCCACGCCGCAGGCACCGCCUCCACCGAGCGUCGUCACCGUGGACUCCCCGCGCAUGAACGCCUCCGGGAAGAUCGUGUUCCAGGGCCUGGAACGCAGCUCCAGCUCCCCCGCCGGCAGCGUCCACUCCUCGAUGCGGUCGCGCUCCCGCGUCAUGGACCGGUCCUACUCCGCCGGCGUCCGCGCCACGCCGGUCGUGCUCAACGUCCCCGUCUGCUCGCGGCCGGUGUUCGGGUUCUUCAAGGACAAGAAGGACGCCGCGGCCAAGGACGCCGGCUCCGCGCGGCCGCGGUCCGCGCUCGGCCGGAGAACGCCGGUUGCCGGAGUGAGCUGCCGAGAUCUCGGCAAUGGUAACUGACAUCGCCUUUGACUAAGCUAGUAUCAUUAGCCGUAGCAGUAGCUAGUAGUUUCUCAGUCCGAAAAAGAGAGAAGAAAACAGAUCAAAAAAGAGUUUGAGAAAUUUGGGUGGUAAGUGAGAGAUUAGUUUGAGAUCUGGAGUUUGAGAAUGAAACGAUUUGGGAGGAUAGUUCGGUGAGCAGCUGAUUUUGCUUUGUGAGGCUAGAGUUUUCCGAGCAAACGAUUAACAACCCGCCCGUUUUGCUCCUGUAAAUUCUGUCCGUCUCGUCUUGUGUGUGUGUGUGUGUUUUUUUUUGCUACCCUUCCAUCUUUGAUCCUUCAAUCCGCUGUACCUUGUACUUGCUUGUGAGCACAAUUGAUCUCAACCCUCUCGAACUGAAUUUCCCAAGUGAGAAGAACGGAAAAGCUUUUGCGUA